Cajanus cajan (pigeon pea) is the source of this 1155-nucleotide messenger RNA. RefSeq lists its product as uncharacterized. The record is from RefSeq and is a predicted model, not a curated record. Gene Ontology annotation, molecular function: RNA-DNA hybrid ribonuclease activity; nucleic acid binding. NCBI's taxonomy places the organism in Eukaryota, Viridiplantae, Streptophyta, Magnoliopsida, Fabales, Fabaceae.
AUGGCCUGGUCGAUAGAACUCUCGCAGUUUGACAUCACAUUCAAACCGAGGGGACCGAUCAAGGCUCAGUGUUUGGCCGACUUCAUAAAUGAACUUCACCCACAAGGCCAAUUCGAGGAACCAUGGUGGACCCUCCAUGUGGACGGAUCCUCAAACAGCCAGGGGAGCGGGGCAGGAGUGAUCCUAGAAGGACCGAGAGGGAUAACAUUGGAACAAUCCCUGCGCUUUCGGUUCAAAGCCUCGAACAACCAAGCCGAAUACGAAGCUUUAUUGGCAGGAUUAAGACUGGCCGAGGACAUGGGUGCAUCAAAAGUCAAAUGUCGAACCGACUCCAAAGUGGUGGCCGAGCAAGUUGGUGGAAGCUUCCAAGUAAAGGAUCACAGCAUGAUGAAGUAUUAUCACGCUUAUCAAAAAAUAAAAGCGGGCUUUCAGGAGGUGUCGGUCGAGCACAUCCCACGCGAAGACAAUGCCCGUGCCGACCAGUUGGCUCGGCUGGCCGCGACCAAAAAGCCGGGGCAUUUGAGAACGAUAAUCCAACAAGAGAUCGACCGCCCUAGUGUCGAUGCAGAAGUGGUGGCAAAUGUCAAUGUCGAUUGCGCCAAUCAGGAAGAUUCCCAAGACUGGCGAGCCGAAAUCAAAGAGUUCCUCGUAAGUGGAAACACGCCGACCGAUCCGUCCGAAGCCAAACGGCUAAGAACUCAAGCCGGCAGAUACGUUGUCAUCGCCGACCAGCUGUACAAACGCGGUUUCUCUACCCCGUUACUCAAGUGCCUCAACUCCGCCGAGGCUGAUUAUGUGACGAGAGAAGUGCACGAGGGUAUAUGUGGACUGCAUUCGGGAGCGAGGACAACCGUUUCCAAACACCUACGAGCCGGGUACUAUUGGCCGACCAUGAACACCGACUGCGCUAUGUUCAUAAAGAAGUGCCAGCCGUGUCAAAAGCAUGGCAAUUUGGUCCAUCAGCCGGCCGAGCAAUUACAUUGCAUUCCCCCAGCAUGGCCGUUCUCCACUUGGGGUGCCGAUAUACUCGGACCUUUCCCGGUCGCCAAGGGCCAAUGCAAAUUUCUCAUCGUUGCCGUCGACCUGUUCACCAAAUGGAUCGAAGUCGAACCCUUGGCGUGUAUCUCGGCUCAUCAAGUCCAAAAGUUUCUAUGA